AUGGACAAGUCAAUGGAAGAAAGAUUGGCACGGGCGGAGGAGAAUCUGGCGAGAGUGACGCGGGCUAUGUCAACAGCAGCGAACGCGGCCGCCACGGCAUCCGGACUAGCAGGACCAUCCAACGCACCAACGGGGUCCAAUCAAACCGGACUGCUAGAUUCGAUAGAAGAGGAGCCUCUGAACCCUAAGAGGACGAAGGCAGGAGCGCAGACGACAGGAGGAGCCUCCCUAGCACUAACAACGGAUCGGCCCAGAGGGAGCGCAGAAGAAGAUGAGGAGAACCUCGACGGAGUUGCAAUACUCGAACUAGACCUAAGAUCGGAAACGGAGGACAGUACCUGGCAACCAAACGACCAGGUCAACAAGGGGAAAGAGAAACGAGAGGAUUCUCCCUCCGAGGAGGAGGAGAGCAUGAAAGAUGAUGAUAUGAAUCUGUCACGAGAGACGUGGCAUCAGAAGGAUGUGUGUGGCAGUACAUUAAGUCCACGUGAGACCCUGUCGAGUGACAUGGGCAAGCUGUACCAGCUGCUAAUCGGUGUUGCUACGAGGCGGUUAUAG
Molecule: messenger RNA, 558 nt
Organism: Melampsora larici-populina 98AG31
Lineage: Eukaryota; Fungi; Basidiomycota; Pucciniomycetes; Pucciniales; Melampsoraceae
Exons: 2
Coding region: 1-558 (185 amino acids)
Source: RefSeq, a predicted model, not a curated record